AAGCCAUCCCACACCACGACACACCGCAACGCCAUCAAUCACAGGCCAUUACAGCCCAGAGAACUGAUACUCUAGGCCGCAACCAUGAUCCUCCGGCCAACCCCUCGAUUCGUCGCGAACACUACCUAUACAUACACGUCUCUACGGAAACUCCACCAUCGUAUCCCGCUUCGCCCUAUUCCCGCUCCAACGCCUUUCGUCCCAGAUGCGCCAACAUUUCUUUCCCUGAUCGGCCGCAAGCUCGCCGUACACGCCGGCAAGAUCCCGUCGUGGGAGGCCCUCUUCACACUAUCAUCCUCACAACUACGCGAACUCGGCGUCGAACCCGCUCGUAGUCGCCGUUACCUUCUGCAAUGGCGCGAGAAGUUCCGUAAUGGCGAGUACGGCAUUGGCGGGGAUGCGAAAUACGUAUCCGACGGCGCGGCAGAGCUACGGCUCGUUGAAGCACCUAUCGAAUCCAAAUCCAGAAUAGUCAAGGUUGCGACGGCCACGCAUACUCCGGGGACGCUGAAGAUGGUGGUCAACGUGCCCGCAGGAACGACAGACCCUUUGAAGGCUGGAGUCCCACUGAAACGGCUAGAAGGCAUACGUGUAGUCGGAGCGAAGACAAUACAGGGGCCGCACUUGGAAAUCAUGAAGGGCACUCAAGGGUUGGGUGCAAAGUUAAGAGCAAAGGAGGGGAUUUGGGAGGUUAAGAGGGGACGGAAAAUCGAUGGAGGUGAAAGACGACAAGCGGAAGUUAGGUUCAAGAGGAGAAGCGAGGAGAACAAGGCGAAGAAAAGGUAGAGCAGUAGACUUUACUGCCGAGUGUAUUCUAUUGUGUAUGAAAUGCGCAUGGUAAAGUCCAAGGUUUGGCAUUCGGAGUCGAACCAGAAAGAAAACUGUGGCAUAGAAGCUCGCAUUUGCUUCUGUAUAUUUGUACAAAAAUCAAAGUUGACAUCCCACAACCCUCUCAUACUCCUCUUUCGAUUUCCAUUUCUGCUGCACUAUCCUUCUUCGUCACUUUCAGCGGUCUAGUUCCCACAGCCUCCAAUAAGUUUGGUGACGAUCAGUCACAUAAUAGUCAAUGGCGCAAGAGCAAUGCUUUCUUCCGAAUCACAGUGUGGAAUAUUCUAUACUUGCCAGAUACUAUUCACUUUAAGUAGUAGACUACAAGGAUU
Mytilinidion resinicola is the source of this 1160-nucleotide messenger RNA. RefSeq lists its product as uncharacterized. The transcript is spliced from 2 exons. The record is from RefSeq and is a predicted model, not a curated record. The coding region runs from base 85 to 786 and encodes 233 amino acids. Gene Ontology annotation, cellular component: mitochondrion. Lineage: Eukaryota; Fungi; Ascomycota; Dothideomycetes; Mytilinidiales; Mytilinidiaceae.